Molecule: messenger RNA, 1836 nt
Organism: Peniophora sp. CBMAI 1063
Lineage: Eukaryota; Fungi; Basidiomycota; Agaricomycetes; Russulales; Peniophoraceae
Source: the annotation of a GenBank genome assembly
AUGUCGCCGUCUCUGGCUCUUAGAGUGGUUUGGUUUAUAUUGACCCUCACAGCCAUUCCGGCUUCAUGGCUGGUCCUAAUUCCCUUCUCGAUGGCUACUGGCGUCUGGUGGGCACAAACACUUUACGGGCUAGUUGUAACGUUCAUGGAAGGAAUCUUUGCGCUCGGCAUUAUCUGGCUCAUGAAACCGAUGAAUAUGCCUCGCGCGUUCUGCCUUGCUCAGGCCAUUAUCCCAGCAAUUGGGUCUUACUUGCUUAGCGGCAUCUGCGCUUGCCUCACAUACGGCACCUAUGCCAUUGUUGCGAACCCCACGAAAGUGUCCCCGAAUGACCGACGGCCCGGUAGCCCGCUUGCAUGGAGACCUAUAUACAUUAUCUUUGUUGGCAUCUGGCCGCUACUGGCUACUAUCACCUUCCUGGUUGUAUCUCUCAAGUACGACGCCUUUCAACCCACGGAGGAUCUUCACUGUGAUGUUACACGCCCACUAUGGCCUAGAGUCUUCAGCUACGCGGGCGCGCCCCUUGUCGUAGCCGUCCCUUGCCUUGGGCUCUCAGUCAUCACAGCACGACGAAUCGUCGCUGUGUCCGCUCAAGCGCGCAAGCUUCGCUCACAACAGCAAGACCAAGAGCCUCAUCUAUCGCCCAGACCUCUUACUGCGAAAGAGCGAAGAAACUCCGCGCAGCCUUCUCGCGCUUCUCAGCGUGGGCGCCCGCCAAGCUUGAAACUUCACCCGCCCAAUACUCAUGAGAGGCGGGCCACUGCCGGCACCGGACUGCGGGGUCUUGCUGCUCUGGCGAUACCCCGCUCGGCUACAAGCUCUGUCUUCCCUCCCUCUCCGGGGACAAUCAACACGGUUGCCUCGACCGACGCGACACACGUAACACCUGAGAUUUCUAUGCCGCCACCACCGCCCUUCAUGCAUCGGCGCACGUCUUCAUCCCCCACGCCAUCUUCACGGAGCAUUCCGUCACGCACGUCCUCAGCUUCGCCCAUAACAUUCGCACCAACGAAGCAAACACUUCAACGGCCGUCUACCGCACCCGAACCGACCUCACCCCCGUAUACCCCUUCGUUUGACCCUGGCUCAUUUGAGUGGAUGUACGGCUUUGGUCCUCGAGCUGUCUCUUCGCCGAUAUCGCCCACUUCACCAUCACGCGAACGUGUAUCCUUCGACGUGGGUAGUGCUGCCAUGCGCGGUUUUCAUCUUCCUCGUCGGACAAGCAUCGCUAGCGUCGACAACUCACGUCGUCCAAGUGUGACAACGCUCGCACCAUCCAGCGACCAUACGGUCGAGCCCAUGCCCGAUCCCUACGUGUAUCCACCCGUUGGAUCCAGCAUUGCACAACGAUGGUAUCCGGAUAAGGUUGAGGGCAGACUGGAGGAAGAGGAAGAAGAGGACGAUGCUACGUCGACGGUUGAAAUUGAAACCGUGCCCUAUCAUGGCUCUGGACGACAUGCAUACUCGGUUAUGGGCAUGAAUGACAGCAAGGUGGAUUUUACAAUCCGAGAAGAGCCCCGUGUGAUAGAAGCGGCACGCUCGCCAUCCACAUUUGCUCGAUUCUCACUGCGACAAAAACGAAGCGAUUCAUCCCUUGCUGUCUCUGGACUUGUGAGUGGCGCAUUAUGGCAUAUAGUCGCCCUGCAGUUUGUCUUCAUCUGCAUCAUCAUCUUGGCCGGCUUGACGACUUGGGUCGAUCUUGCGCACCACCCUGAUGCUCCUACAUCCUUCGGCACUCAGCAUGUCGCCCUUGUACUGGCUGGCUGGGGACCGUUUUUCGUAUUUGGACAUAUACCCGUCGUUCGGAAUGAAAUGCUCAGGCUCAUGCGCCUACGAUGA